This is a messenger RNA of Glycine soja, 1516 nucleotides long. RefSeq lists its product as uncharacterized. The coding region runs from base 96 to 1388 and encodes 430 amino acids. The record is from RefSeq and is a predicted model, not a curated record. NCBI's taxonomy places the organism in Eukaryota, Viridiplantae, Streptophyta, Magnoliopsida, Fabales, Fabaceae. The transcript is spliced from 7 exons.
GCAAAAUGUCGUCAAGCCUAUUACGAUGUCGUUUUUAAGAAAACCGGCAGUAUUGCCGUUAGCGACGCAGCCAAAACCCUAAUCAGUGCCAAACGAUGGAAUCACCGUCACCACCUUCCCCGUUCCGAGACCUUCUUCUCCGUUUAUCGACCGGAAUCGCGGAGUCUCUGGCCACCGUUCCCUACACUCCACACCAAUCCUCCAACGUCUCCGUCAAAGCCUUUCUCGAACCCCUCCUCGUUCCCACCGCCACCGUCAGAGACUUCGCUCUCGCGUGCGCUCUCAUUUCCUCUUCCACCGCCGUCGACUCCUCCGGCAUUCUCUCAUGGAUCCCCAGCAACCUCUCCUCUCUCGCAACCUCGUCCUUCUCCGACCUCUCCCGCGCUUACCUCGGAAAUCGCGACCUCGCUGUUCCGCCGGAGAAGAGGCUCGUGCUGGAAUUGAUGCCAGAGGUUUUGCCUUUUCUGAAAGAGAGGAUUAAGGAGAGCUCGAUUGAUGUGUCGGAUGAGACCGACGAGUUCUCCGCGGCGACGGCGAGAGUCCCCGUUGGGUUCGCCAUUCUCGCUGCUUUUCAGUUUAGAUGGUUUGUUACGCAAGUUGAUUAUCCUCAUUUGGGCAAGUUGUGUGGAUUGGUGAUUCCUUGUGCACUGACUGCUGUUGAUCAUUGGUCUCCGGUAGUUAAGGGACAGGGCAUGAUUAGCCUUAUGCAUGUUGGAAAAAAUGUGGAUGCUGCUCAGCUUGGUGGGUAUGUGGAUGUGAUUCUGGAUGCCUGCUGCCAGAACACGGCUUCUGAUGAUGAGAUAUGGCACCAUGUUGUUGAGGCAUCUGUAGUGCUUGUGACUCUUACUCAGAGAAGUAAUCCACGUAGUCCAUGGUUUGAAAGAAUGCUAAAUGAGAUGUUAAGUCACUUGGAGCGCCAGCCUAGAAACAAAGAGCGCCGCAUCGCAUGGCUUAAAUCUGCUGAUUCACUAUUUAAUGGAGUUGGUAUCAUGCUUUUAGCUCACUUCAGGCGCAUUUUCCCAUUAUUUUUUCAGUGGAUGCAUGCUGACGACAAUGAGACUAUUAUUUUGGUUCUAAAAUGUACAUAUGUAAUUUUGAGACUGACGUGGAUAAGGAACUCACCAUUUGUUGCAAAAUUGGUAGAUAAACUUGCUCUUGUGUAUAAGGAGGCUGCAUUAAGAACAGCUCGGGAAGAGAUUAGAGCAAAUAUAUGUCAGAUACUGAUCCUACUUCAAGAAAGCAAAGGACUGUAUUUUAAUGCAGCCUGGGACAAGCAUCGAUCCGAUCCAGACUUGACCACUCUUGAUUUUUCAUUAAGUGGAAGAAGUAAUACUAAUACUGUGCCUUCAGAGGAUUGUCCUCAGCAGGGUUUAGUACCCGUUCAAUGAUAAGUUAAUUGCAUUUCUGAUUAUUUCAAUGUACCACAAUUUUGAGUUGAUAUAGGUUAAUGUAAUUAAAAAGUAGAAUUGUUGGAACGAGAAUAACAAUAUGCAAAGUUUGAAUUUGUUUUGUAUUC